Molecule: messenger RNA, 1746 nt
Organism: Chenopodium quinoa (quinoa)
Lineage: Eukaryota; Viridiplantae; Streptophyta; Magnoliopsida; Caryophyllales; Amaranthaceae
Product: transcription factor BHLH089-like
Exons: 9
Coding region: 1-570 (189 amino acids)
Biological process (GO): regulation of DNA-templated transcription
Cellular component (GO): nucleus
Molecular function (GO): protein dimerization activity; DNA-binding transcription factor activity
Source: RefSeq, a predicted model, not a curated record
AUGAGUGACAAAAUAUUGAGGUUUCUUUCUCUUUUGGGUGUGGAUGCAUUUUGCUUAUGUUCUAACCCUUCAAAUAUUAUUAAGGAGAGGAAAUGGUGUUCGUGGUUGUAUAAGCUGUGCUGGAGGAACCACGCAUGGGCUUUAACAUUGAAGAGUGAUUCUGAUGGUAAAAGGCUUAAAUCAACAGGAUCCGAAGAUGAAAAUCAUAAACAGAAAGCUAAUAAUGAAACAGCUUCUGGAAAAGGAGGUGAACAAAAGAGUAAGCCAGUGUCUGAUCCAUCGAAGGAUUAUAUUCAUGUUCGAGCAAGGAGAGGUCAAGCAAGUGAUAGCCAUAGCCUUGCUGAAAGGGCUAGAAGAGAAAAGAUCAGUGAGAGGAUGAGAAUACUACAAGAUUUGGUCCCUAGGUGUAAUAAGGUCAUUGGCAAAGCAUUGGUACUUGAUGAGAUCAUAAAUUAUAUGCAAUCGUUACAGCGUCAAGUUGAGUUUCUCUCGAUGAAAUUAGAAGCUGUCAAUACGAGAACUAGCCCUAGUAUUGAAGGAUUUCCCUCUAAAGAUGAGAAUUCCAAGUGAGCGAUUUCGUGUAAUCGUGGCUAUUUUAAGAUCAUAUUCAAGGCUUUGCAAAACCAGGCCAGCAACCAAACAGAGCGUCACAGCAGCUAAAAGAGCACGCAACAGAAUAGCAGCUAUAGAGCUAGCAACUAAUAGAGCAGACAACAAAACAACAACAGCAAAAGUCAUAACAACAACGAGCAGAAGCAGAACAACAGUAGCAGUGUAGAAGCAGGACAGCAGUAUCAGUGCAGACAGAAGACACACAGCAACCAGAACACCUUGCAACACACUGCAUGCAACAGAACAGGCAAGCAGAAGCAGAGACAAGCUAGCAGCAUGCAACACAGAAACCAGCAGCCUGAACCAGCACACACCAACCAGAGCCAAAGCAGCCAAAAACAGAAAAAAAAAAUGAAAAUAUGUAACUUUAUAUAUAUGUUAGUAUUUCUAUAACAAUUGUAAAUGUCUAUUCAUCUUAUAACAGGCUUUGCAAAACCAGGCCAGCAACCAAACAGAGCGUCACAGCAGCUAAAAGAGCACGCAACAGAAUAGCAGCUAUAGAGCUAGCAACUAAUAGAGCAGACAACAAAACAACAACAGCAAAAGUCAUAACAACAACGAGCAGAAGCAGAACAACAGUAGCAGUGUAGAAGCAGGACAGCAGUAUCAGUGCAGACAGAAGACACACAGCAACCAGAACACCUUGCAACACACUGCAUGCAACAGAACAGGCAAGCAGAAGCAGAGACAAGCUAGCAGCAUGCAACACAGAAACCAGCAGCCUGAACCAGCACACACCAACCAGAGCCAAAGCAGCCAAAAACAGAAAAAAAAAUGAAAAUAUGUAACUUUAUAUAUAUGUUAGUAUUUCUAUAACAAUUUAAGUGAAAAAAAAUGAAAAAAAAAAAUUAUUUUUUGGGGCAUUUUUGGCACCGGUUUUGAAAUAGAACCGGUGCUAAAAGUUUUUUUUUAUUUUUUUAGGCCAUUUUUCGCAUCAGUUCACAGCAAGAACCGGUGCGUAAUCUUUUGGUUUUUAGCAUCCCUCAUAUAAGGACCGGUUCAAAACCGGUGCUAAAUGGGGGUUUUGAACCGGUGCCCGUUUGUAUCUUUCGCCUAGUGCAGUGUAUUAUGUCACAUAUUUUAUAGAUACAAAUCAAGUCAUUACAACAUAGGCCCUAGACCCAUACCAGUUGA